Molecule: messenger RNA, 224 nt
Organism: Racocetra persica
Lineage: Eukaryota; Fungi; Glomeromycota; Glomeromycetes; Diversisporales; Gigasporaceae
Source: the annotation of a GenBank genome assembly
GUCUAGAAAAUAAGUCUGAAGAUAUGACAAAGAUUUCUCUAUCCUCACUUGAAAAUAGUACCAUGAUCUCGUCUGGUAACAGAGCUAUCCCUAAGAAAAAUACUCUAGAUAUUGAAAGAAUUAGAAAUGAAGCUCCCGAAUACCAUCCUAAACUUUUUUAUACCACGGGUACUAUGCGUGGUUAUGAAGUUCCUUUCCCAAGACCCGAUGACAUUGAAAAAUGA